AUGUCAAACGGUAGAAACAAUGAGGACCUUAGUGACGAGGACAUCGAUGAAGAUGAGCUCCUGGCCAUGCUAUCACCCGAGGAGCUUAAGGAGCUCCAGAGUGAGAUGGACGUUAUCAUUGCCCCAGAUGAGAGCGUACCGGUCGGACAAAGACAGAAGGACCAGACAGAAAAGACGCCAACCGGGACGUUUGACCACAGGUCACUGGUGGGUUACCUCUACUGGGAGAAAGAGUCCAAACGUAUGUUGGAGGAAGAGAGAGUACCAGCAACUCUUCUGCCCAGUGAGAAAACUCUGAGGGAUGAAGCUGCAAAGAAAGAAAAUGAAGGCAACGAUGUGAAAUAUGACGAGUAUAAAGUGAUAGAGGAAGUCAUUGAGGAAGAAACGGUCGAUGGUCAGAACGGAGAGGAAAUCAUUGAGGAGAUAAUUGAGGAAAUCAUUGAAAUUGCCAAUGAAAAGGACAAGGAGGAAGUUGUGAAAAAUGACGAAAAAGAGGAGAUAAUUGAGGAAAUCAUUGAAAAUGCAGACAAAAAGGACAAGGAGGAAGUGAAAAAUGAUGUAAAGGUGCCAGAGGAUGAAAACACAGUCACGCCGGUGUCUUUUCAAGACAACAAUGCAGACAGGAUUAAAAAGGAAAGCGAGUGCAGCGAUGAGGCUUCAACGGAUGUAAAGAAUAAGCAGAGCUCAGCCCCUGAAGUGAGCACACCAGACGUGGAAGAGAAGGAAGAACCAAAAGGUGACACCCCACCUGCUAAAAAUGAAACCCCAGAGGAGAACGAAAACAACGAAAAGCUCCCGCCGAAGGAAGAGAAAAAAAUCAACAAGUUAAAAAUUCCCAAGUUGGCCCUGAAUAAUAUCAAAAUGACGUCAAGACCUUCAGGAAAUGAGACCAACCUGGAGUCGACGCUGGACAGGAUUCGCAACAACAACCCAUCUGUCACGGAGGUGAACCUCAACAAUAUAGAAAAUAUUCCUAAAGAGAUGCUUCUGGAUUACGUCAAUGCUUUGAAGAAGAACAAACACGUGAAAACCUUCAGUAUAGCCAACACCGGCGUGGAUGAGAACAUAGCUUUCAACCUGGCCAACAUGUUACGAGAGAAUCGCAGCAUCACGACUCUGAACAUUGAGUCAAACUUUGUUACGGGAAAGGGCAUCGUAGCCAUCAUCCGCUGCCUGCAGUUCAACGAGACUCUCACUGAGCUGCGGUUUCACAACCAGAGGCACAUGUUGGGCCACCACGCUGAGAUGGAGAUUUCACGCCUGCUGAAAGCCAACAACACACUCCUGAAGAUGGGGUAUCAUUUUGAGCAGCCGGGGCCCAGGAUGGUGGUCACGAACUUACUAACCAGAAACCUGGACCGUCAGAGGCAGCUGAGGAAGGAGGAGCAGAAGCAGCAGCAGAUGAGGGAGCAGAAGGAGCUGAUGCAGAUUUGUGAAAGCAGUCUUAACCUGCCUCCUGGCUUACUUGAGAUGCUGGGCUAUGUUCCGCCACUGGAGCUCCUGCAGGAGCACGGGCUCGUCAAACCCUCGUCAGAACAUAAUGGCAUUCCUCUAACACAGCAGCAGCCAAAGCCAGAAGAGCCAGAGCCUCAGAAGCCGCAGCCUCAGAAGAAGCUCAAACAGAAAGGAAUUCCUAAACAACACAAAGCCGAGCCCACAAGUUCAAUAAGGGAAGUGCAGCUGAAGAGGACGCCCAAGAAACGUGAUCCGUUCCUGGACCAGGACCCCAGAGACAACAGAAGACCAGAGAGGGCCAGUUUCCAACUGAAGAAAACACCCAGAGUCAAAGACGGAGGCAGCUCCGAGACGACAGACGAAAGGCCCAACCUGACCGCUGUGAUUAAAACUUUGAAGCCUGUUCCCCGUCGACGAGUGCCUCCGAAGGUUGACCUCACGCCACGUGACCAGCUCCUGAGUGAAAUCAAAAAGAGCAACGUGGCGUAUCUGAAAUCUGUAAGUAUCCCAUGUGGGAACUGGUUAGCUAAGAUGAAGGUGAACAACUGCAGUGCUGUAUGA
Molecule: messenger RNA, 2016 nt
Organism: Cynoglossus semilaevis (tongue sole)
Lineage: Eukaryota; Metazoa; Chordata; Actinopteri; Pleuronectiformes; Cynoglossidae
Gene: lmod3
Product: leiomodin 3 (fetal)
Exons: 2
Coding region: 1-2016 (671 amino acids)
Biological process (GO): actin filament organization; myofibril assembly; pointed-end actin filament capping
Cellular component (GO): cytoskeleton; myofibril; striated muscle thin filament
Molecular function (GO): tropomyosin binding
Source: RefSeq, a predicted model, not a curated record